Molecule: messenger RNA, 1685 nt
Organism: Chiroxiphia lanceolata (lance-tailed manakin)
Lineage: Eukaryota; Metazoa; Chordata; Aves; Passeriformes; Pipridae
Gene: KLHDC8B
Product: kelch domain containing 8B
Exons: 6
Coding region: 171-1244 (357 amino acids)
Molecular function (GO): protein binding
Source: RefSeq, a predicted model, not a curated record
GCGGAGAGGUGAGCCUGGUCCCAGUUCCUGUCCGUACCCCUGUCCCAGCGACGGGGCGGCGCAGGCAGUCCCGGAGGCGGUGGGCAGAGCCGGGCCAGUGCCGAGUCAGGCCGGAUGGGCGACACAGCGAGAUCAGGACCCGGGGACCCCCGGGGCGGCUGAGCAGGCCCAUGGCGGCGGGCGCGGGCGCCUUCGCGUGGGCCACCUUCCCCUCCAUGCCCACGCGGCGCGUGUACUGCAGCGCCGCGCACCGCGACGGGCAGCUCUUCGUGCUGGGCGGCUGCGGGGGCGGGGGGCGAGCCCUGGGAACGGCCGAGGUGCUCGACCUCCCGGCCCAGCGCUGGACCACGCUCCCACCCCUGCCCACGCCGCGGGCUGGUGCUGCUGCCCUCGCCCUGGGCAAGCAGAUCUUGGUGGUGGGUGGCGUGGAUGCGGCGCAGAGCCCUCUCGCCUCCGUUGAGGUCUACCACGUGGAUGAGGGCAAGUGGGAGAAGGCAGCGGCACUGGCUCAGCCCUCCAUGGGCAUCUCAGCUGUGCAGAGAGAUGGGGCUGUUUAUGCACUGGGGGGAAUGGGUGCGGACACCUCUCCCCAGGCAUUGGUCCGUGUCUAUGAGCCGGCGAAGGACCACUGGCAGCCCCUGCCCUCCAUGCCCACCCCAUGCUAUGGGGCCUCCGCCUUCCUGCAGGGCAACAAGAUCUUCAUCCUGGGGGGCCGGCAGGGCAAGUUGCCCGUCACAGCCUUUGAGGCCUUCGAUCUGGAGACGAGGAGCUGGACACGCUAUCCCAGUGUGCCCAGCCGCCGCGCCUUUGCCGCCUGCGCCAUGGCCGACGGCAUCGUCUUCAGCCUGGGGGGGCUGCAGCAGCCAGGGCCACACAACUUCUAUUCCCGUCCCCACUUCGUCAACACCGUGGAGAUGUUCGAUCCUGCCCAAGGUGCAUGGAGAAAGCCAAACCGCACCAUCCGCAUGAGGGAGAAGAGAGCCGACUUCGUGGCUGGCUGCCUAGGAGGAAGAGUGGUGGCCGUGGGUGGCCUCGGUAAUGCCAGGGGGAACCAGUCCUACCCACUGGACUCAGUGGAAGGGUUCAGCCCCUCACAGAAAAAGUGGGAGCCACUGCCCCCCAUGCCCACGGGCCGCUGCUCCUGCUCCAGCUGCCCAGCACCCGGCCUGCUCUUCCUCAUCGGUGGAGUGGCCCAGGGCCCCAGCAGUGCCGUCGAGGCUCUGUGCCUGCGUGAGACGCCCUGAGUGGGGCCCUGGGAGCCAGCCCCAGCCAAGCACCAAGUGCCUGAAGACGGGGACAGGGUGUGUGAGCACUCAUGCCUGCGAGUGACCUGGCUCCAGGGAGCUGCAGUCCCAUGACAUUGGGCACGGGAGCAGCUGCAGUUUUGGAAAUCCCUCUUGGCUCCUGUAGUGCUGUGGUGAUGGAACCCAGGGCAAACUCCUGCCUGGUGGGACGGCCAUGGCCAGCAGUGCGGAGGGAGCAGCGGCGGCAGGACUGUCGCUGGCCUCACUGCCCUGCCCGGCCCCGACCGUGCCGCGGCGUGUCUGUGCCGUGUGUGUAGCAGUGAGUGCUGUGUCGUCGUAGACCCAGUCAAUGUCUCAUGUAGCACAGAGGUGCCCUGUAGCUCAGUGCCUGGGAGGUGACGUAGCACCUUGAAUAAAUGAAACACAUGGAAUUUUACCCCA